CCCGGAGUGAAUAACAAGGAAAAUAGAAAAGGUCCAGCUAGCAGAAGACACAACGUGCUGCGAUCCCAUUUGUCUCCGGAUUCUUCGUCUUCUGCCAUGGCUUCUGAGAAAGAAGCCGCUCUUGCGGCUGCCCCCUCCGAUGCUCCGACCAUCUUUGACAAAAUCAUCAAGAAAGAGAUUCCAGCAAAUGUGGUUUAUGAGGAUGAUAAGGUGUUAGCCUUUAGGGACAUAGCUCCUCAAGCUCCCACACAUAUUGUAAUUAUUCCCAAAGUAAAAGAUGGCUUGACUGGACUGUCAAAGGCUGAGGAAAGGCACUUCGAGAUUCUUGGCUGCCUUCUUUACACUGCUAAGCUGGUAGCCAAACAGGAAGGACUAGAAGAUGGCUUCAGGGUUGUGAUUAAUGAUGGCCCACAAGGAUGUCAAUCUGUUUAUCACAUUCACGUCCACCUCCUUGGUGGCCGCCAAAUGAACUGGCCUCCAGGCUAAGAU
This is a messenger RNA of Rubroshorea leprosula, 489 nucleotides long. NCBI's taxonomy places the organism in Eukaryota, Viridiplantae, Streptophyta, Magnoliopsida, Malvales, Dipterocarpaceae. The record is from the annotation of a GenBank genome assembly.